This is a messenger RNA of Cucurbitaria berberidis CBS 394.84, 1812 nucleotides long. RefSeq lists its product as uncharacterized. The transcript has 3 exons. Lineage: Eukaryota; Fungi; Ascomycota; Dothideomycetes; Pleosporales; Cucurbitariaceae. Bases 1 to 1812 code for a protein of 603 amino acids. The record is from RefSeq and is a predicted model, not a curated record.
AUGACCCAGAUUGAUUGGCGUUCCGGAUAUCAAAGCUUAGAGGACUGGGAUAGAGCGUCGGCAGACACACCAUAUGCCGCUGCAGUCUUCUCGAUUGGAUCUCAGGCAUCCUCAAAAACAGGUAUCUCGAGUGCCAGCGGGUUUUCUGCUGCUCAAAUAACGACCGCUACGGAGGAACUUCUCUUUCUCUUCCACCAUGACGAAAAGCUGGUAUUGCUCUAUGAGAACGCUAUGGAAAAGCCCGAGAUUGGGCCAGAGAGGUUACAACGUAACAUGUGUCGAAUCUUAAAAGUAUAUGCUAGAAACUUGUCACGAGAAGCGACAACAGAGCUCGAAAGAAUGGCUGCUCAGCUAGUAUCACUGAAGGCGCGAUAUCUUGCGCAAUCGAUCAUCGAAAAGUUCCAGCUCAAACCUGUUCCGCAUCAGGUCCUACACUACGAGAAUCAAGACGAAAGCUCCGAGGACGAUAACGCAAACCAAGUUGAUGAAGACUUGUUGGAAGACCUCCAAAAGUUCCGAAAUUUCCUGAUUGAGAGCGCGGCUUUUGCCUCACUCCAUGCACAGUUGCAGUCCUUUGUUGUUUCUACACCUGCUCGUCGCGAACUACUUGGAGUUAGUGGAUCAGUUGAUAUCAGUAGUCCUGACACAAGCACGGGGCACGAUAUUAAGAGAGCGACUAUAAACAAGACCACAUUUGUUGGAAAUGUUCAAGAGCUACUGAAUCCCUCUAAAUACCUUUUGCGCGCCGUUCUCGUUGCUACAGGGUAUUUGGAACCACCUCUGAGGGCAGGGUUCAUUCGACUGAGGUGGGAAUGCAGCUGCGGUGAUCGCUUCUUUGGAGAUGUGAUGCAAUAUGAGGAAGGCGGGAUUGCAAGACUGAAGGAACAUAUGCAACUCUCCACUGGUGCCAAAUUCUCGGAGGCUUCCGGCAAUCAACAUGGCUCUGGGCAGAGAUACAUAUUUCGUUAUCCUGGGUGGGCCCAGAAAACGAUCAAUGUGUUGUCAUCCAAUUUCACACGAUCUAACACACCGUCAAGCUGUUUGCCCCAACAUAAUGGUUCCAAUACAGCUUCAGCCUCUAGGUCCGGAAGUGGGCACUCUUCACAACAAGGUACACUCCACCUGGCGGUAUGCAUGCAGCGCAGCCAAGAUUGUAGGAUAGUGCAUCAAGAUCGCAUCGAGACGAUUACCACAGACAGAGAACUCUUCCGGUACAUGAAAACGCAGUUAGCCCGACGCCGCAGCCACAUCCGUACCCUGUUAUCCCUAAGGUGUGUCCAGGGGCUUUUCUUCGUCAAGUUCCGUCUACGGGUUUGUGGCCGCGUAGAAGUUCGGGACCAUGACCCCUGCUGCACUUUGUCACCAUUAAAGACCUGCGAAUGCAUACCACCAGCACCCAAGGUUGAACCGGCGCCUGAUGCGGAAUAUCGCUGUAAACCCGCUGGACCAUUAGCAACCUGGCCGCCCGUCCUCUCCCAAGAACUAAUGCAUAUGCUCGCCUCCCCAGACUGUAUACAUGAGAAGGAGACGUGGAUACUUGAUCAAUUGCCCAAACGAACAUGCGGGGAGUUACAAGGGAAGGUCGGACAGCCUGCUGAAGGGUGGGGAAUUCAUUAUAGAGAAGGUUGGGACAGUGACUCGAUUACUGGUACUAGAUUUGUAAUCUUUCUUUUAGCGAGCUUGCUCUUCGCUGUUCUUUGGUCUGCUUUCAAGAUGGAUGUACAAGGCGCUUUUGGAGUCAGUGCUUACAUGACUGCCGCAACUGGUAUCCUCAUCUCAUGGGUUGUAAGGCGGGCUAGUAAGUUCGAGUGA